CUCAUUCUUAAUAACAAAACACAGAAACUGAUCAAUGGAGAAUUUAUAUUCUUCUAUUUGGUUUCAUCAUGAGAACACUGAUGAGAUGAGGCAGAAUCUACAUAACACUCUGUUCGAACUAGAAACACUGAAAAUAGAACUCAGUGAGAAAUCAAGAACACACGCAGAAGAAAUCAACCAACUUCUCACUCUCCUCAAAUCCACUCAACAAGAACGAGAUGAAGCUAAAGAACAACUAUCUCAAUUUCUCAUCCAAGCCCAAAACCUUAAUUCAAGAAGCAACACUGAAUCAAACAGCUUUUCUCGUGAUGAAUCUUCUUCAUCGCCUUCUUCCUCAGAACUCUCCAGCUUCCUCAACAUUCAUCAUCCUCAGCCGUCGAUGAUCCUCGAAGAUCCGACGGCUCAUAAUCAUCAGCUCGAUCCUCUAGACGUUCUCGUGAUGGGGAAAGCUUUUCCAGAAACGGGGAGGCUUUUAAAAGCGGUGGUGGAAGCUGGACCGCUUCUUCAAACGCUUCUCAUGGCGGGACCGCUCCCAAAAUGGGUAAACCCACCGCCUAAAACGCAAUCGCAGCGUUUUGAAUUACCUCCUCCUAUCUCGUUUAGAGGGUCUGAUGUGAAUAGUAGCGGCGCGUUGGGACGAUGUGAUUCUCUGACGUGUUCUGGUUCGGUUACGAGACUUGGGUUCGGUUCGAAUCCGGUUAUCGAACAAACAAUGUUAAUCGGAAAGAGGCAGAGAUUAGAGUAGUGAAUCGACUUUACUAAGAUUUCUCAGAACAGUAUUGUAAGUUCUAAGUUGGCUGAUUAUUUUGUCCCUUCUUUAUGCUUCCAUCUCCGGUUUGAUCCGGUUCGGUUUUUGAAUCAAGUCUGGUUCUGGAUGAUGUUUUGUUUUUGGGUUCAUCACCACUUUUAUUAAAAAAAAAUUUGAAAAAUGUAGAUUUUAGUCGAUUUGUUUUUCUUUUCAAGAGUCUAAAAAG
This is a messenger RNA of Thlaspi arvense, 974 nucleotides long. The record is from the annotation of a GenBank genome assembly. NCBI's taxonomy places the organism in Eukaryota, Viridiplantae, Streptophyta, Magnoliopsida, Brassicales, Brassicaceae.